UGUAGCCAGGUGUCAUACUGACCCGAGGGAUUUUGUAAGAUCUAAUUUCAUUGGUUCUCUGUCUUAAGAGCAUCAUGCCUGAGAUAAGUGCAACUAAAAAUUUUAUAGCUGGUGGUGUUGGGGGCAUGUGCCUCGUUGCUGCUGGUCAGCCACUGGAUACAAUCAAGGUCAGAAUCCAGACUAUGCCCAUACCUGCGGCAGGAGAAUCAGCACUCUACAAAGGAACAUGGGACUGUGCAAAACAAACCUUUGUCAAAGAGGGUGUACGUGGGUUGUACAAAGGCAUGGCAGCACCUCUAGUGGGAGUUAGCCCAAUGUUUGCUGUCUGUUUCCUUGGUAACAGUGUUGGCAAAAAGCUACAACAAAAAACUCCAGAUCACAAAUUUACGUACCCUGAACUGUUCAAGGGAGGGAUGAUGGCUGGUGUGUUUACUACAGGCAUAAUGGCCCCAGGAGAGAGGAUCAAGUGUUUACUUCAGGUUCAGGCUGCAGGGACUGGUCCGCCGAAGUAUGCAGGUCCAGUGGAUGUAAUAAAGCAACUUUAUAAACAGGGUGGUAUUAGAAGCAUAUACAAAGGCACCAUGGCUACAUUAUUAAGAGAUGUACCUGCUAGUGGAAUGUACUUCAUGACAUACGAGUGGCUACAAAAUAUUCUAACACCUGAAGGAAAGAGUCGAACUGACCUGAGUGUAGCUCGUAUCCUGUUUGCUGGAGGCAUGGCAGGAAUAUUCAACUGGGCUGUGGCAAUCCCUCCUGAUGUACUCAAGUCAAGAUUACAAACAGCCCCCGAAGGAACCUACCCAAAUGGCAUCAGAGAUGUAUUCAAACAAACAAUGAAAACUGAAGGAAUAUCUGGCAUGUACAAAGGGUUCACUGCUGUCAUGUUAAGGGCAUUCCCUGCAAAUGCUGCAUGUUUCUUGGGUUACGAACUUGCAAUGAAAGCGCUUAAUAAACUCGCUCCCAAUCUAUAGAGAGCGCUAGUGUCUACCUGAAGCUUACACCCCUCACAUCGGAGGAUGAAACAUUCCAGUCUACCAUACAAGGAAGUUAAAAUCUGCUGAUGGGGGUGAGAGAAUUCCAUUCUUUCAAACUGCUCACACAUACAUCAUUUGCUACAUCAAUCACACAUCAAAUGCGCACAGAUUACAAGUGUGUUUAUGGACAUUAAUUUAUAUCCAAACCAGUAUUUUAGUACAUUUAGUUGUCAAACCUGGGUAAAGUCCACAACCAAAUGAUUUAAAUGAUAAACAAAACAAGACAAAAUAAUGCAAUUAGUGACAACUGUGAUUUACAAUAGAGAAUAUCCUUGAUGCACUCAGUAUGUUGGAUACAGUAUAUUGUGUGGAAUAUCAGUCCAUAUUCAGUGGAAUAUCUAUCUCUAUUAUGUGGAAUAUCAGUACAUAGUUAGACUUGUGCAAUACAUAAAAUAUUAGUGAUCUCCCUAGCAUUUUAAGCAACUCAAUGAAGCAUUUGUUGGUGAAGCAUUUUGUUGUUAUUUUCGAAAUUUAGAAACCAACCUUUUGAAAAUCUUAACCAGCCUAUCAAAAUGAAAUACAUGUACUGAGAUGGUUGACCAAAAUAGGUAACAUUAGAAUUUUGCAUAUUGUUUGGAAAAAUCCUGGGAAGAUCACACUGUAAUAUCCAUCCACUCAUAUUCACAAUAAAGAACACAUAUCAGGGAUUGUUCAACUGUAUAUAAAAUUAAAAUAUGAUUUUAUCUGAGGUAAUGCCCUAAUUGCCAGGGCCUCAGAGGCUAAAUGUUAAACUUUAUGAGACCAGUAUUUAUUAUUGCUUUUAGAAAAUUGUUUAAUGUCUACUUAUCUUCACUUGAAUUCUGUACGUGACAUAGGUAUAAUAACCUCCUAUGUAUGA
This is a messenger RNA of Owenia fusiformis, 1872 nucleotides long. NCBI's taxonomy places the organism in Eukaryota, Metazoa, Annelida, Polychaeta, Sabellida, Oweniidae. The record is from the annotation of a GenBank genome assembly.